CGCGCUCAUCGCACGCAGUGCUGAGCGCCAGACAUCAGUAUGUGAUCUAUCAGUGAAUCGUUUCCAGCUGGAAUCGAGCGGACUCGAACCUGGUGUUGUAGGAGCGAUUGAAAGAAGACUCGCAGAGUGUGUGCGCUAGAGUGCUGGCUAUAAUAGAGAUUUCACGCAAGCGGCGCGAUUGCACGGAAAAUGAGCAGUACCGAUGGGACUAUGUUACCAAGCAGCUCUGUAUUCGCGGAGUUUGGGUAGUGUGUUGUGCCAGUCGGUCACACACCGGAGAGACAGCCACACUCCGACGGGCUUUUCGAGUUUACUCCUUAACACAAAGGACUGGAUUUUGCGUUUUGAUGUUUCUUCACCAGUUCAAAUCAAUACAAGGAUUCUACGGCAAGCGCUGUUUCCCAGAUACAAUUGAAAAUACAUCGGACUAGAAAAUAUAUACAAGCGCAUUAUUGUCGGUGUCAUUUGUGAUUGCAAGAUAAAGACUUCAGUGAACCGUCUACACUUGAUUUGAUUUUAGAAAUAUGGAUGUCCUUGUGAUGCACCUUCGAUGAGGAUUUUAAAGCAGAAUGCCAGUAUUAGAUCACUAUUCUCGGGACAUUUGACAACAAAGUGGAAUUAUGUUUCCUGGAGACGAAAUGGUCCCGCAGAACGCGUGCAGUAUUUCACUUUUCGCGGUGCUGUCAUCAAAUUUCCGUUGAAAUUUGAGUGCGAGGUAUUUUUGAACUUUUACAUAAGGGGAGUACUUUUAAAUCGGUGUUCUCGGUGCCAAUCAUAUUUUCCCCGCAGGUUCGGAUGCGCAAGUAGGGUAUUUCACGGGUUAUUAUAAGGAAAGUGAUACUGUGAAGAAACCUUUCCCCGUGCAUCCUAAAGCAUUUCGUCAUAGUCAGUUUGAGAGAAAACAGAAGAAAAACAUGGAACAAUUUGUUUUCUGAACUGGAUGAACUUUAUUGGUGAGUUUUACAUUUUCUCACCCCAAAUGGAUAUUUAACUAUCCCAGCUCUCAGCCACAAAGAUCGAUAUUGUCGCUAACAUUUUAUUUAUCCAAUUACAUUUUUGUAUUUUUUAUAUAUUAUCAUCGCCCUAUUUUUCUUUGUUGGGUCGGCUGAAAAAUAGAACCGAGGAAGACGGCAGACUCUGCCGUGGAGCCAGGCAAGCUGGCUGUCAUGCGGGAUUGAUCGCGGGAAGUAUGUUUGGGCUGGAACAGUUCGGUCCCCAGAUUAAUAGCAGAAACGCCGGCCACGCUGAAAAAACCUUAAACCAGCCAAGAGUAAGCAUGAGCUCUCAUUACAAGAGCCCAGGUUUUCACUCCGGAGGCCCGCCAGGGACGGUUGAGCCUGGUAUGGGCCCCCUUAACGAGCCUCCUAUGCUUGCGCUCAACAUGAACAUGAAUGGAGGAGAGCAAUACAGCGGCUUCCACCCGCGAGGGCACGCGGACAUGCAUGGAGGAGGACUCCAGCAGCAACCCCAGCAACAGCAGACACCCAUGCAUGGGUUUUUUAACAACCAGCAACCUCAUAACCAUCCCCACAGCCACCAGGCUCAUCCUCACCAACAUCAUCCACACUUUGGGGGAAACUUUGGGGACCCUGGUCCUGGAUCCUCCUGUUUACAUGGAGGUAGGAUAAUGGGUUAUGGGAGUGGUAUGGGGCCUCAGCAGGGAUUCACAGAAGGCUUUGACCCCCUCUCCGAGAGCCAGUCGGGGGAUGGAUUUUCUCAGCAGCCGCCACAGCAACAGCAGAGGCCAGGCUCCAUGCCUGACUUUCAACACCAUGGACCGUCGAGUGGAAAUCACCCCGUCCCUGCCCCAUGCCUCCCCCUGGACCAGUCACCAAAUCGGGCUGCCUCCUUUCACGGCCUUUCUUCCUCAUCAUCAUCUGAGAGUCACAACUUGGAGUCCAGACGCAUGCCCCCCCAGGGUGGUGGAGUGGAAGGCUUGGACUACACCUAUCCUAGUGAGCCACCCUCUGGACAUUUUGAUGUAUCUGUGUUUUCCCCUUCUGAGCCAGACUCUCAGCUCCCCCAUUUUGGGGCCGGGAGGCAAGUGCCAGGGGCCAGUUUUCCUGGAAACCCAGGCCUGUCGCGGGCUCCAGGAAUGCAGGGCAUCUCUAAAGGCCACCCCCAGGCCCCUCUACAGCAGCAGCCCCCAUCCCAGCACAGUGUGUUCUUUGAGCGCUUUGGGGGUGGGCGCAAAAUGCCAGUGGGGAUGGAGCCUGGUGCCAGGCAUCCCCUCAUGCAGCAGCAGCAGACGGGGUUGAUGGGCCGACAAAACUGUCCGCCUUCCCUCCCACGGCCCCCACAACCCGAGGCUGGCUCCGCCAAUGCCGGCAUGCAGGAGGGCGCCGUCAUGAUGCCUGGCCAGCAUAACCAGUUUGAAUACCCAAUUCACAGACUGGAGAACAGAGGGAUGCAUCCCUACGGGGACCCCAUGUUCAAUAUGCAACAGCAACCUCCCCCUCCCCAGCAGACUCCCAGUCAAAGGCUACAGCACUUUGACUCCCCUUAUUUGAAUGUGGCCAAGAGGCCCAGGUUUGAUUUCCCCAAUGCCCACGGAGGGGAGGGAUGUGGAUCCUGGAACAGCAGCAUGCACAACCCACCUGGCAUGGAGAACCAUAUCUCCCCAUCUGCCUAUCCUGGACUGCCUGGAGAAUUCACUCCUCCUGUGACUGAUGGUUUCCCACCAGGCCCACCGCUGCAGCACGCAGGGCCAGAGCAGCAGUCGUUGCAGCAACGGCAAAACGCAGCCAUGAUGAUCAAGCAGAUGGCCUCUCGGAGCCAGCAGCAGAGAAUGAGACAGCCCAACCUGCAGCAGCUUGGCCACCACGGAGACGUUCCUCAAGGCCCCAUGGUGCACACAGGCCCUGUGGGCGGCAUGCCUCAACCUGGCUUUGAGCGAGAUGGUGGCGGGAGGAUGGUGAACUUCGAUGGUCAGAACCCCCACAUGGCUCCUGACGGUGGCUGGUUUUCUGGGCCCCACCCACCAGGGGAGAUGCUGGGCAGGCGCAUGGGUGGCCCAGGUGGAGAAACAGGGGCUCAUGAUAUGCAGCAGAAUGGUGCUGCCAUGAUGUUCAGACCAGGUGUAAAUGGCCUGGGUAUGCAGGAGUCUAUGAGAAUACCUGGAGAGGGUCAUGUGCAGCCUUUACACUCACCUAGCAUCCACCCCCAGUUUGGCAGCAGCAUGGGAAACCUAGCCCAGAUGCAGUCUCCUGGGGCAGGUGUAGGGCUGCCCAACACACCAUCAGAAAGGCGACCAAAUGACUUUUCAGGGCCACCUAUGGGUGCUCAGCCCUCCUUCCCUUUUGGAGGUUCCAAUCGGCAGGGGGCGCCACACAAUAAUGGCCAGGGGGUAAGCACAUCUCCAGGGGGUUUUGCCUCCCAGGCAGAGUUUCCAGCUGGCCAGCGCCCCUCGGUCAGCAAACUGGGGGCUCUCUCCUUGGGGAGCUUUAAUAAAACGAGCAGCAAGGACAGUGUUUUCGGACAGAGCUGCCUGGCAGCUCUCUCCACUGCCUGCCAGAACAUGAUCGCCAGCCUGGGGGCCCCUAACCUCAAUGUGACAUUCAACAAAAAGAGCCAGGGUGAAGGGAAGAGAAAGCUGAGUCAAACAGAGCAGGAUGUGAAUAACAGCACAGCCAACGGGACCGGUGGGGCCGGGCCAGAAUAUUUCCCAGGCGGAGCAACCCAGCAGAGCACCCAGAUGACUGGCCCCGGGAAUAGCAACACUAAACCGGCAGGUCCGAACCAAACGGUGCAGGGGGAAGCCAGUGCCCUCUCCCCAAGUUACAACAUGGACGCUACCCCGUGCAGUGAGGGUAAAGCGGCAACAGGGAGUGGGAGAGGGAGAGGGAGGAGGAAAAGAGACAGUGGCCACGUAAGCCCUGGGAUUUUUUUCCCCUCUGACAAUGGGAACCCUGUUGUGAGUCCUGGCCAGCAGUCCGCACCAACAGCUGGCACUGCAGAGCGGGGCACGGGCACACCGCACGAGAAGCCCCUCACGUCGCCCUCCUGGGGGAAGGGGAGCGACCUGGUGCUGGGCGAUCAAGCUGACCUGAUGUCGUCCCUGGACAGCGGCAUCCAGAGCGUGUCCAAGUCAGCCGACUGCUCGCCCCAUGUUGACUUCCCUGAUGACAUAGGCCCCCACUAUGGCAAUGAGGACGAGGUGUCGUCCAGCUCCGAUGCGGCAGCUUCGGCGAAGGCUGGCCGCAGCCCACAUCUGGGUGGCUCACCCAAGAUGCAGAGGGCAGAAAAUGGGCUGAUGGGUGGGCAGAAAGGGCAGGGCAUGGGCCUCGCCAAUCACACUACCUCAACCCCAGAGGGCUACGGAGGAGUAGGCCACCCAGGUACUCCGGGCAUGGAGCAGGUCCGCACGCCCUCCAGCACCUCUGGUCAGGAUGAGAUCCACCCACUGGAGAUACUCCAGGCACAGAUCCAGCUUCAGAGGCAGCAGUUCAGCAUCUCUGAGGACCAGCCUCUGGCCAUAAAGAACGGCAAGAAAGGCAGUGACUGCAACGGACAGAGUGGGGACGGCGAGCUCCCCAGUUGCAGCCCGGAUGCUGGAAAGGGCUCCAUGGGGACGAUUGACCUGGACACACUCAUGGCAGAACAGCAUGCCACCUGGUAUGUGCCCAGUGACAAGAGCCUUCUCGAGAGUUCAGAAGAGGACAAAUCACUGGCUGCAUGGGAAAAGACUAAGGGACAGGGCACUGUCAAAGAAGACGUGGACAUCUCUCAGAGUAAGGGUGGAGCGGGAGGAGUAGCCCCAGGCCCGGGGGGCACGGGCCCCCACCUACAGUGUCUCUCCGUCCACUGUACAGAUGAGCUGGGGGAGCCGAAGGGGCGUGGCGGGACAGUGCCAUCCUGGCGCUCUCUGCACUCAGACAUCUCCAACCGCUUCGGGACCUUUGUAGCGGCGCUGACUUGAACGCUGUGAAAUGCAGCACGAACGGUCAUCGACAACGAGGCGGGCAGACGUAGGGCUGAGGAUGAGGAGGGUUGACGAAAGGUUUGGAUUUUGGACCUUUUUGUGUUUCAUGUGAGAAGAGAGGACAAAUUUCGAUUGUGGACACAUGAUGAACAUGAUAUGCACAUAGACAUAUAUACACAGACAUCCACACACGUGUGUACACACACACACACACACACACACACACACACACACACACACACACACACACACACCUAUACACGAAACCCUGUAUCCGUGGACAGGACAAUAGCGCAAGGCUGCAUAGUUGAGUUCACCACAGAAAAACCUCAAACUUAUUUUCUCCUUUUUUUUGUCAGGAACUUUUAUUUCUGGUUUUCUUUAAAUUUGUAGAAAACAGAUAAAUAUGAAAACAUAAGAAAUGUCAUGUCAGCGGUGGUAAAAGAGAACAGAAGGAGACCUAAAUGAUGUGCCCAGCUGUGUUGGUAUACCAGUAUUAACGUGUCAUUUUAUUUUGUCAUUUCCCUAAUGACUGUUCCUUUAGGACUGUAUGGUUGUCAGCAUGAAUGUGAUCUGGGGUUUUUCCCUGGCCUGGCAAGUCCAAGCUAUACCUCCCCAGCCAGAGGGCAGGUAAUCCUAUUGUCAUUAGGCAGCAUAAGAGAGCUCCUUUGAAAUUUUGUCUCUGUGAGCCACCGUAGUCCUUCUGACCCAGGAGGCCAGGAGGCUGCCUCCUGGGAUUUUGGGAACAGAGAAAAGUAGAAAGAGAUGGGGGUAAGUCCGCUUAGAUGGUGUUUUGGAGAGGCUCAGAAUGAUGUUCUAACAUCUAUGAAGCCCCCCUCCUGCAACAUACACAUAGUCCAACCCAUCCUACAAAGAACGUCUGCUCAAGCUCUUUCUUCUUCCUAGUUUUCACAGCUUUCUGUGUUUCUGUGCUUCAGCGAUAUUUUUGUAAAUUCUGCUUUCUUAACGCUUGUCGGUCUAGUUCAUAGUUUUCUUCUAAAUGUCCAAAUCAGAUUUUCUUGUCUAAAAUCGUGUGUUAACAUGCUUCAAUACUGGUGUACCAGACAAAAUGGGAAUACACAGUAACAUCUUGUGAUGCAAAGCAAAUGAACAAAAAA
This is a messenger RNA of Electrophorus electricus (electric eel), 6039 nucleotides long. It is a transcript of the gene mn1b, whose product is annotated as MN1 proto-oncogene, transcriptional regulator b. Gene Ontology annotation, biological process: regulation of DNA-templated transcription. NCBI's taxonomy places the organism in Eukaryota, Metazoa, Chordata, Actinopteri, Gymnotiformes, Gymnotidae. The record is from RefSeq and is a predicted model, not a curated record.